GGAGGAGGGGGCUAUUUAAAGGGCCUGGGCCCUGCGGCAGAGGGAGUGAGGAGUGACCAUGGCCGCCUCGGAGCUGAGCUGCCAGGUGUCGGAGGAGAACUGCGAGCGCAGGGAGGCGUUCUGGGCAGAAUGGAAGGACCUGACGCUGUCCACACGGCCUGAGGAGGGCUGCUCCCUGCACGAGGAGGAUGCCUGGCGGCGUGAGACCUACCACCAGCAGGGCCAGUGCCAGGCGCUGGUGCAGCGUUCCCCCUGGCUGGUGAUGCGAAUGGGCAUCCUCGGCCGCGGGCUGCAGGAGUACCAGCUGCCCUACCAGCGCGUGCUGCCGCUGCCCAUCUUCACGCCCACCAAGGUGGGCACCAAGGACGAGCGCGAGGACACCCCCGUCCAGCUGCGGGACCUGCUGGCGCUGGAGACAGCCCUGGGUGGCCAGUGCCUGGAGCGCCAGGAUGUGGCCGAGAUCACCAAGCAGCUGCCCCCCGUGGUGCCUGUCAGCAAGCCUGGAGCCCUGCGUCGCACCCUGUCCCGCUCCAUGUCCCAGGAAGCACAGAGAGGCUGAGCAGGACCAGGACCCGGGCUCUGCUGUGCCCACCCUGGGCUGGGCCCUUCCUGCCUAGGAGCGCCAAGGGGAGUCGCUGGCCCGGGAUGCUUUGUAGUUUGCCCGGAGUUGGGGGCUAGGGAGGAGGGAGCCAGAGGCCAGGGUGCCUGGGUCCCCUGAGUGCCCAGUGGGAGGGGAGCUAGGCGGUGGGCACUAAGAGUGGAGAGCUGGGGGCCAGCACAGCCGAGCACCCUCAGCCCCAAGGGAAGGGACAGAAGAUGCUGGAGAGGGCGACAGGACCCUGAGAAGAGUGACCUGGUCCAGGUGUCAGUUCCGGAGGACUGCAAGUGUGAGGGGACCGUGCUGGAGACCGGAGGGAGGGGGACGUGAAGAGGGCGGAGGUAGGGAGGAGCCCCCGGCACCCUCUGUUAGCGCUGCAAUAAAUGCUCCCCCGUGUUCCA
Molecule: messenger RNA, 999 nt
Organism: Oryctolagus cuniculus (rabbit)
Lineage: Eukaryota; Metazoa; Chordata; Mammalia; Lagomorpha; Leporidae
Gene: TCAP
Product: titin-cap
Biological process (GO): detection of muscle stretch; skeletal muscle thin filament assembly; cardiac muscle contraction
Cellular component (GO): Z disc
Molecular function (GO): structural constituent of muscle; titin binding; titin Z domain binding
Source: RefSeq, a predicted model, not a curated record